Colius striatus (speckled mousebird) is the source of this 1560-nucleotide messenger RNA. RefSeq lists its product as uncharacterized. Bases 109 to 1266 code for a protein of 385 amino acids. The record is from RefSeq and is a predicted model, not a curated record. Gene Ontology annotation, biological process: regulation of apoptotic process. The transcript has 6 exons. NCBI's taxonomy places the organism in Eukaryota, Metazoa, Chordata, Aves, Coliiformes, Coliidae.
AGGAGCACGAAGAUUUGAAAGAAGACCCACUGGAGGUUUCCCCAUAGGGAAUCUUUGCAGUGGUUGAGCAAGGUGCAGUGUGUGUCUGCAGAGAAGCUGUGGAGGGACAUGGAGAGGCAGCCCUCGGGGAAGAUCCUCUCCCUGGACAGGCAAGGCGCCAAGAAGGUGCUGGAGAUGUACGUCAGGCGCUCGCUGAGCUGCUGCGAGAACUCACCGGCAGCCAAGGAGGGAGCCAGGAGGGGAGGGAGGAAGGCAGAUGGGCUGCAACGGUCAAAAAGCGACUUCUGCAAGUAUUCCUGUGCCAAACACAGCCCCAGGAAGGAGCAGGAGGAGAAACCCAAAGUACAGAACCUGGGUGAGGUUGUUGAUGAUGACAGCAAAGCUCCUGUGGAGGCUCCUAAAGAGCAGCUGGAGAUCAAGAGGAAAAGCACCAAAAACGCUUCUCAGGGCAAAAUCCAGCACACCUGGUUCAAAAGUGCCUUAAAUUUCCUCUUGAAGAAGAGCCCAGAGGAGCAGAAGGAACAUGCAGGGCAAAAGGCAAAGGAGAAGGGUGCCCCAGCCCCCCAGAACAGACCAGAAGGGGCUAAAGGACCCCGAGUGGACUCCAGCAGAGCCCCGAAGAGGAGACCUGGCCUCAGGAGGGUUUUCUCCUUCAAGAAGCACGUGGAGGGGGAGCAGGGGGAGAUGGCAGCUGGGACAAAGGCCAAGAGACCCAGCUGCCUUCCCCUGAGGCACGUCCAGGCGCCGGCCAGGCCAGCAGCCCAGGAGCAGCGUGACGGUCACUACACGCGAGUGUCGGAGGAGAUCGGGCUGAUCGUGCAGGGCAGCGGGAGCCAGGGCAGCGCAGCCCCUGCCCACGGGGACCUGCCAGCGCCUGCCAGUGCCCCUGGGGCCGAGGAAGCCAUCAGGAGGAUCGUCGCCCUGCUCCAGAGCGCGGGAGAUGAGCUGGACAGGCAGGUGCAGGCAGACGCACGGCUCCGGCUGUUCUUCAGAGACAUGUCCUACAGCUCCUUCAAGCACCUGGCUGAUGCCUAUGUGCACAAGGAGAUGACGAGCAGCAGACCUGAUGCCAGCCCCCAGGAGAUCCAGUUUGCCUUCACGGUGCAUCUCACGGCCAAGGUGGCCGGAAUCUGCAACCAGGCAGUGAACAGGAUCAUGGGCUUUGGCACCCGCUACCUGGAGGAUUCCUUUGCACCCUUGUCCUACGGCAAAAUGCUCCAGGACAGAGACCAGUUCAGCACAGACAAGUGUGAGAGCCCAGACUGACACCAGCUGCUGCCAAGGGCCUGUGGAGCCUGGGAACCCAAGGAUGCAGAUGCAGAGAGGGGAGGGAGAGGCCCCCUGGUGACCUGGAUGGGGGGUGACCUUCUGAGCUGUGCAUUGAAAAAUCCUCUAAGGGAAACCACAGUGAGAGUUACAAGAGGAUGAAAUGCUGAAACCCCACCAGCCUGGGGGCAAAGACUCUGUAACCAAGCAACCCCCAGACUUCAGCCUGUGUGUGUGUUUCAGCUCUCACCCAGUGCCUGUGUUGGACCUCCCUGUUUGCUUGUGCAGGUCUAU